This is a messenger RNA of Myiozetetes cayanensis, 2131 nucleotides long. RefSeq names its product somatostatin receptor 5 (gene SSTR5). Gene Ontology annotation, biological process: cellular response to glucocorticoid stimulus; neuropeptide signaling pathway; regulation of insulin secretion. NCBI's taxonomy places the organism in Eukaryota, Metazoa, Chordata, Aves, Passeriformes, Tyrannidae. The record is from RefSeq and is a predicted model, not a curated record. The transcript has 2 exons. Bases 194 to 1306 code for a protein of 370 amino acids. Gene Ontology annotation, cellular component: membrane; neuron projection. Gene Ontology annotation, molecular function: neuropeptide binding; somatostatin receptor activity.
GUGAGAGCACAAAGGGAUCAGCUCCACACCUUCCUCUCCCUGAAGCUGCUGAAAUCUGGGAGCAAACCCAGAUUUAUGAACCAGUGAUUUACAGGACUGUCUGUGUGGCAGGACCAGCUCAGCCCAAGAACAAGAUGCCCGUGAAGUUUAACCUCCUUUAGCCUUAGAAGUAAAAAACCGAGGAGCAGAAGUUAUGGAUCCUUUGUACUUUUCCAACACCUUCGGCGCGGAGGGCGGGCCCAGCGCCGGGAACUCCUCCCUGCUGGCGAACCUGACGGAGAACGGGACGCUCCCGGAGCAGCCCUCCUUCAAGUACAUCCACAAGGUGCUCAUUCCCAUCUGCUACCUGCUGGUGUGCGCCGUGGGGCUCAGCGGGAACACGCUGGUCAUUUACGUGGUGCUGCGCCACGCCAAGAUGAAAACGGUCACCAACAUCUACAUCCUCAACCUGGCCGUGGCCGACGUGCUCUUCAUGCUGGGCCUGCCCUUCCUGGCCACCCAGAACGCCAUCUCCUACUGGCCGUUUGGCUCCUUCCUGUGCAGGCUGGUCAUGACCGUGGACGGCAUCAACCAGUUCACGAGCAUCUUCUGCCUGACGGUGAUGAGCAUGGACCGGUACCUGGCCGUGGUCCAUCCCAUCAAAUCCACCAAGUGGAGGCGGCCCAGGGUGGCCAAGCUCAUCAGUGCGACUGUGUGGACAUUCUCCUUCCUGGUGGUGCUUCCAGUCAUCAUCUUCUCGGACGUGCAGGAGGACUUCCAGACCUGCAACAUAAACUGGCCAGAGCCCGUGAGCGUCUGGUCGGCGGCUUUCAUCGUCUACACCUCGGUCCUGGGCUUCUUCGGGCCUCUCCUGGUGAUCUGCCUGUGCUACUUGCUGAUUGUCAUUAAGGUCAAGUCGUCGGGGAUCCGGGUGGGGUCCACGAGGCGCAGGAGGUCGGAGAGGAAGGUGACCAGGAUGGUGGUGAUCAUCGUGGUGGUCUUCGUGCUCUGCUGGCUCCCGUUUUACACCAUGAACAUCGUCAACUUGAUAUUCAUCCUGCCGGCAGACCCCGUGCUGGUGGGCUUGUACUUCUUCAUGGUGGUCCUGUCCUAUGCAAACAGCUGUGCCAACCCCAUCCUUUAUGGCUUCCUCUCUGACAACUUCAAGCAGAGCUUUCAGAAGGUCCUUUGCCUCCGGAAGGGCAACGGCGUGGAGGACGGGGAGCCCGUGGAACACAGGCAGGAGAACAGCAGCCGCCUGCAGGAGUCCAUGCUGACCCAGAGGAACGUGGAAUUCAACGGUCACAUGCAGACCAGCAAGGUCUGAGGGCAGGGGCUGGCACUGCAAAGGGCUGGUAGGGCUGGAGAACUUUGGUGGGAGGGGCCUCAAGGAGAGGUGGAUCCGUGAAAAAGGUAAAACUGUGGAGACCCACGGGCUGAAAUAAAUGUACAUAGAGGUGGCCUCACCCCCCUCCCUUCCCCAGCUCCAAGUGGCAGGGGCUGCAGUGGGCUCUGCCCAUGCUGUCGUGGUGACCUGGGUCACGUGGGGACCACUUUGGGGUCCUCUGGAGAACUCAUUUCCAGGCUUUGUACUGCCCUAAUGAUGCAAAACCCCCCGAGAGCAGUUUUUGCUACCUUGUUAACUGGGCUUAUGGCUGCUUUGCACUGCUGGGAGCAGCUGAGAGCAGAAAACAGCUCAGACAGUGUCUCUGGAAUCCUUCAGGGGGAUCUCUUACGAGAAAAAUUGUUGUUCCUUCAGAGUUUCACCCACAGAAGGCCCCAGCACUGACCUCGAAGCUGCGCACGAGCCGUGGCUGGAAUGUGCUGGGUGGUCCUGCUGUGUUGGUUCGCUGUCAUGAACCCAUCCAAGAGAUUCAUGGUGCCCAGGAAUCCUCCAAACACAGCAGGAAUGAGGAAAAAAGGAAGCCACGAUUGGGAAGACCUUUCUGAAAGGAUUCAGUGUAUUCAUGAUGUCUUCACACUCCAACCCAAAGUGCAUCCAUAGAAAACGUGAUGUAGCCACUCUGUUGUUCUGUAAGUGCUGAUCAUUGUGAAGUCCUGGGGAGCUGUUGUGUGUAUUUAUUGGUUCUGAAUGUCAGUCUGGAUGUGAAUACAAACUGUGUUUUCAGAAAUUAAAACAAGUUCAACCCCC